Messenger RNA from Chrysemys picta bellii (western painted turtle), 1212 nucleotides. NCBI's taxonomy places the organism in Eukaryota, Metazoa, Chordata, Testudines, Emydidae. The record is from RefSeq and is a predicted model, not a curated record.
CUGCCGAAUUGCCGCCGAAGAAUCAAGCGGCAGCGGUAGAGCUGCCACCGAUCGCGGCUUUUUUUUCCUGCUGCUUGGGGUGGCAAAAACGCUGGAGCCGGCCCUGCAUCCGGUUACGGGCUCCCUGCAGACUGCGGGGAAGGGGAAUUGCGUUCCGGGAAGCCAGGGAAGAACAGGGCAUGUUGGUGACGCCCAGAGAGGAAGGUCAGGGGAAGGGGACGGGAAUGCCCAGCUCUGCCUGAUAAUCUCAUUCCUUUGUGAGCUUGUCAUGUUGCAGAGGAUCCUCCCCAGAAAUCCCCAUCUCCAUCCACCCCAGCGGGAGACACCCACGCAGGGACAGUGACUGCAAACACAACUCCUAGCAGGCGGCCCUUCCCUUCGUCCUUACGGGGUGAGACGGUGGAGACGUGCUGAAGUCAGAUAUACCAACGAUGGGCUCCAGGCCAGUCACUGGAUCAUUGGUCCCUCGGAAGGACUCCCCGGGCACAGACAUCUUCCGCAACGACAGUGGAGACUGCAUCGUCCGCUCCGACCUGGACUUCUACCUGCAGACAGAGCUCCUCGAGAACGGGCGCAACAUCAAGAUCCAGAGACUGCACCCUGCCUGCCGGGGUGGGGAUCACUACAUGGGCUGCGUGGGGGACCCCGAUAUCUACAUCCUCAAAGGCGGCUCCUACCGGGUGGUGAAGGACCUGAGCAUGGAUGAGAAACCCCAGGUCUUUGACUUGCAUCCCAGGUGCCGCAGCGGGGACCACUAUGGGAAGACUGGUUCUCAAUUCUUCAUCAUUUUCCAAAACCAGGGUGAAAUGUGGUGGGUGACUGAUUUGAGAACAGCUGAAGGUGAAAGAAACGUCGUCCUGCACUCCGAAUGCACAAAGGGGCUUUACUACUUUGGGAUCGGUUACUUCCUAACCCUGAUCCAGGUGGACGAGAAGUGGGGGGCUCAGUUCUACUUGUACAAUGAGAUGAGUUCUGCCAGCCUCAAUUCCGUCUACUCCAUCCACCCUGACGUGCUGAACUUCUUCCCCAGGGGGGUGACCCUCACCGAGGGCAUCUUCUCUGCCGGCUGGGAGUGCAUCAAGAUCCUGUAAAUGGCUCCGACUCCCCCAUCACCUGGUCCGACAAGGUCACCCACAAGGUGGGCUUUGCUAAGGAGAUGUCCAGCAUUGAGCACAACUGGAGCAUCUCUGCUGAGAUGUCCAUUAAGGCCGG